Messenger RNA from Orycteropus afer afer, 3418 nucleotides. It is a transcript of the gene SALL2, whose product is annotated as spalt like transcription factor 2. Gene Ontology annotation, molecular function: RNA polymerase II cis-regulatory region sequence-specific DNA binding; DNA-binding transcription factor activity, RNA polymerase II-specific. NCBI's taxonomy places the organism in Eukaryota, Metazoa, Chordata, Mammalia, Tubulidentata, Orycteropodidae. Gene Ontology annotation, biological process: regulation of transcription by RNA polymerase II. Gene Ontology annotation, cellular component: nucleus. The record is from RefSeq and is a predicted model, not a curated record.
CCUCUCCCACCUCUCUCUGCCCGGGAAUGUCUCGGCGAAAGCAGCGGAAACCCCAACAGUUAAUCUCGGACUGCGAAGGUCCCAGCGCGUCUGAGAACGGUGAUGCUAGCGAGGAGGACCACCCCCAAGUCUGUGCCAAGUGCUGCGCACAAUUUACUGACCCAGCUGAAUUCCUCGCCCACCAGAACGCAUGCUCUACUGACCCCCCUGUAAUGGUGAUAAUUGGAGGCCCGGAAAACCCUAACAACUCUUCUUCCUCCUCUGAACCCAGGCCCGAGGGCCACAAUAGUCCCCAGGUCAUGGACGCAGAGCACAGCAAUGCCCCGGAUUCUGGGUCCUUGGUGCCCACAGAUCCCACCUGGGUCCCAGAGCGGAGAGGAGAGGAGCCUGCUGGGCACUUCCUGGUGGCUGCCUCAGGUACAGCAGCCGGGGGAGGUGGGGGCCUAAUCUUGGCCAGUCCCAAACUGGGUGCAACCCCAUUACCUCCAGAGUCAACCACUGCACCCCCUCCUCCCCCACCGCCUCCUCCGCCCCCGGGUGUAGGCAGUGGCCACUUGAACAUCCCUCUAAUUCUUGAAGAGCUGCGGGUGCUGCAGCAGCGGCAAAUCCAUCAGAUGCAGAUGACUGAGCAAAUCUGUCGCCAAGUGCUGCUGCUUGGCUCCUUAGGCCAGUCGGUUGGUGCCCCUGCCAGUCCCUCAGAGCUACCUGGGACAGGGACCACAUCCUCCACCAAACCCUUGCUACCCCUCUUCAGCCCCAUCAAGCCAGUCCAAACUGGCAAGACACUGGCACCUUCCUCCUCCUCCUCAGGGGCAGAAACGCCCAAGCAAGCUUUCUUCCACCUUUACCACCCACUGGGGACACAGCACCCCUUCUCUGCUGGAGGGGUUGGGCGGAGUCACAAGCCCACCCCUGCCCCAUCUCCCGCUCUGCCUGGCAGCACAGAUCAGCUGAUUGCCUCACCUCACCUGGCAUUCCCAGGCACCACAGGACUAUUGGCAGCACAGUGUCUUGGGACAGCCCGUGGCCUUGAGGCCACUUCCUCCCCAGGGCUCCUGAAGCCAAAGAAUGGAAGUGGUGAGCUGGGCUAUGGGGAGGUGAUGGGUCCGUUGGAGAAGCCUGGUGGACGGCAUAAAUGCCGCUUCUGCGCCAAAGUGUUUGGCAGUGACAGCGCCCUGCAGAUUCACCUGCGCUCCCACACAGGUGAGAGGCCCUACAAGUGCAAUGUUUGUGGCAACCGCUUUACCACCCGUGGCAACCUGAAAGUGCACUUCCACCGGCACCGUGAGAAGUAUCCACAUGUGCAGAUGAACCCACACCCAGUGCCAGAGCACCUAGACUAUGUCAUCACCAGCAGCGGCCUGCCCUACGGUAUGUCUGUGCCACCAGAGAAGGCCGAGGAGGAGGCUACACCAGGUGGAGCUGUUGAACGCAAGCCUCUGGUGGCCUCUACCACAGCACUCAGUGCCACAGAGAGCCUGACGCUGCUCUCCACCAGUGCAGGCACAGCCACAGCUCCUGGGCUCCCUGCUUUCAAUAAGUUUGUGCUCAUGAAAGCUGUGGAGCCCAAGAGUAAAGCUGAUGAAAACACCCCUCCAGGGAGCGAGGGCUCAGCCAUCACCAGUGUGGCAGAAAGUGGCACAGCAACCCGCAUGCAGCUAAGUAAACUGGUGACUUCACUACCCAGCUGGGCUCUGCUUACCAACCAUUUCAAGUCCACUGGCAGCUUCCCCUUCCCCUAUGUGCUAGAGCCCUUGGGGGCACUGCCCUCUGAGACAUCAAAGCUGCAGCAGCUGGUAGAAAAGAUUGACCGUCAAGGUGCUGUGGCAGUGGCCUCUACUGCCUCAGGAGCCCCCACCACCUCUGCCCCUGCAGUUUCAUCCUCAGCCUCAUCUGGACCUAACCAGUGUGUCAUCUGUCUCCGAGUGCUCAGCUGUCCUCGGGCAUUACGCUUGCAUUAUGGCCAACAUGGAGGUGAGCGGCCCUUCAAAUGCAAAGUGUGUGGCAGAGCCUUCUCCACACGGGGCAAUCUGCGUGCACAUUUUGUGGGCCACAAGGCCAGUCCAGCUGCCCGGGCCCAGAACUCCUGCCCCAUCUGCCAGAAGAAGUUCACCAAUGCUGUCACUCUACAGCAGCAUGUUCGCAUGCACCUGGGGGGCCAGAUCCCCAAUGGUGGUACCACACUCUCUGAAAGUGGGGGAGCUGCCCAGGAGAAUGGUUCAGAGCAAUCUGCGGGCUCUGGGGCAGGGAGCUUUCCCCAGCAACAAUCCCAGCAGCCAUCCCCAGAAGAGUUGUCUGAGGAGGAGGAGGAGGAGGAAGAAGAAGAGGAUGAUGUGACAGAUGAAGAUUCCCUGGCAGGCAGGGGCUCAGAGAGCGGAGGUGAGAAGCCAAUAUCCGUACGAGGUGAUUCGGAAGAGGCAUCUGGGGCAGAGGAGGAAGUGGCAACAGUGGCCACAAGUGGGAAGGAGGUGGAUAGUAAUGAGAAAGCUGCUCAACAGUCUUCUCUGCCACCACCACCACCACCACCACCUGACAGUCUGGAUCAACCACAGCCAAUGGAGCAGGGAAGCAGUGAGGUUGCAGGAGGCAUGGAAGAGGGAGGCAAACCAGAAAGGAGCCCAAGCCCACUGUCAGCACUCACCCUAGAAGGAGAAGGCACCAGUACCAACUUGGUGGAAGGCCUGGGCAUGCAGGAAGCAAUAAGAAAGGAGCCAAGUGAGAGCAGCAGCAGAAAGGCCUGUGAAGUGUGUGGCCAGACCUUUCCCACACAGGCAGCUCUGGAGGAGCAUCAAAAGACCCACUCGAAAGAUGGGCCACUCUUCACCUGUAUUUUCUGCAAGCAGGGCUUUCUCGAGCGGGCUACCCUCAAGAAGCAUAUGCUGUUGGCUCACCACCAGGUACAGCCCUUUGCCCCCCAUGGUCCUCAGAAUAUUGCUGCACUUUCCUUGGUCCCAGGCUGUUCACCCUCCAUCACUUCCCCCGGGCUCUCCCCCUUUCCCCGGAAAGAUGACCCUACUAUCCCAUGAACCUGUUCUCAGUAUCUGCUGCCUGUUGAGCCAAGGAGCAGAAACAGAGAGCUCCAUAGAGGACCUCCAAGAUUUAUGAGCCCUUAUUUGUCCUCUUACAUGGUAUAUCCCUAGUGACUUUUCUCUAGUCCCUGAGUUUGGAAAUUGUUAUGCUCACUGGGGAAUGACCCCCUAAGGAAUUUUUCUCUCUUCUUCAUUGUACCUGAGGAAAAUAGAUUCUCUACAGCUCUCACAUUCCCACAGGGAAUACUCUGCAGCUUCCCUGGGGCAGCCCUUUCUCCCCCCCUCCUCCCUUCUCCCUUUCCCAGGUGCACCUGAGCUUCAGCAUUUGGAAUUAUAGCCCAGCCAGAGGGGCCAGCAUCUGUCCCUAGAGAGCCCGAUACCACCCCUCU